Molecule: messenger RNA, 723 nt
Organism: Rotaria sp. Silwood1
Lineage: Eukaryota; Metazoa; Rotifera; Eurotatoria; Philodinida; Philodinidae
Source: the annotation of a GenBank genome assembly
AUGUCUUCAGCGUUUGUUGAACUUCUUCAUAAAUCAAAUCUUGAUUGUAUUGUUACAAAAAAACCAUUUAAAGUUGGUUCACAUAGUGAUGAUAUUAUAUUUGCUUCAUUGAUUGAUGCGAAAACAAAAACGUUACAAUUAAUUGCAUGUUUGGAUAAAUUAGAAUCUGUUACAAUAUGGUCAACACCAUUAGAUGAACGUGCGUUUCAAUUAAAUGCACGUCUUUUAGAUAUAACAGAACUCGGUGAAACAAUGAUAUUUCUUUCUGAACGUAUAAAUGAAUCGAACUUUACUCUUGCUAAAGCUCCAACAACAAAUACUGAUGGUAAACAGGAAGUUUCACAAAUUAAUGUAACAUUCACACAUCCAAAAAAUAAACAAUCUAUCACUCUUCAACUUUAUGAAAAUAUUAACGAUGGAGAGAAAGCUUCAUUUUUAAGUAAAAUUCUUUUACAUGUUUAUAAACGUAAUGAACAAUUAUCAGCUGAAGUUAAAACACAACAAUCAUGUAUAAAAGAAUUAUCAACUAAAACAGAGCGUGAACAAUCACGUUCAAGUGCUACCAAUCGAAUGUUUGAUGGUAAUAAAUUACUUGAUCCGAAUGAUCAAAAAAGUAAUAUAACGAAAUCACAAGAACGUACAAAAAUGAGUUUAAUUAAUCCGACUACUAAACGACGUAAAGCAGCAACCGGUAUUACUUAUGAUGAUGAAGAUAGUGAUUAA